AUGUCAAAGUUCUUCAAAGGUGCAGUAUCAAGUUCCGACUCAUCGGGUUCCGAAAGCAGUGAUGAGGAACCGUAUGUGCCGAUCAAGAGACCGCAAGCCGCUUUCGCAUACCCGUCUGAUAGUGAUGAUGAAGGGCAAAAGCGCGUUGUUAAGGCACAGAAAGAUCGAAAAUUUGAAGAACUAAAAGAUCUAAUCAAACAAGCAAAGAACUCAAGGAACAUCAAGGAUAUGUCGAAGCUUUUGUCAACGUUCGAAGAAUUAUGUAAAGUAUUUGAGAAGACAAAAGUUGUGUUAACACGACAAAAUAUGUCAACGCCUCGUUUUUAUGUGCGGAUUUUGGUUGAAUUAGAAGAUUUUGUGAAUGAACAGUGGGAUGACAAAGAAGCACGAAAAACUAUGUCGAAAGCAAAUUCGAAGGGUCUCACUGCACUGCGACAGAAAAUUCGUAAAUACAAUAAAGAUAUGGAAGUGGAAGUCAAUGCCUACAGAGCAGAACCAGAUCCAGUGGGGUAUUCAAGUGCAGAUAAUCAAGAUGAAGAAGAAGAGCAAGAGGAGUCGGAAAAUGAGGUAGAGGUGGAGAAAAGUCAACCGCGUAAUGAUCUCAAAGAUUCAGAUGAAUGGAGUUCUGACUCAAAUGCUUCUUCGGACAGUGAUUCUGAUCUUGAUCUUGAAGGAAAACAAAUGGAGGAUUUGCGUAAAUUCUUCUUGAAAAAAGAAUUCAAAGAAGGUGGUGAGACUGAAGGUAAAGAAAAACGUCAGGCAGAAAGAGCACAAAAACAAAAGGAACAAAAAGAGCGUGAAGCGAAAGAGAAAACUGAAGAAAAUGAAAAUGAUGAUACAUGGGUUGCUGUGCCAACAAAAGAAGAGAAGAUGCGUCAGCUUUUUGAUCCGAAGACUGAAAUUAACCAUGAAGCUGUUAUCAACAAAUUACAAGAAGUCAUUGCUGCUCGAGGACGCAGGUCGACCAAUCCUAAGCAUUACGUACGCAGCUUGCAGGAACUAUUCAGGAUUGCAGAUGAGCAUAAACUUGGUGCUGGUGUUUUGGUGAAAAUUUUGUUUUCAAUCAUCUCUGCUCUUUUCGAACUAAAUGCUCGAAUCAGCGACUAUAUGGAUUACUCUUCUUGGAGCAAAACGCUGGGAGCUACCAAUAGCUUGAUAGAUAUGCUAAACGAGUAUCCUGAUAUUGUAUUGUCAAUAGGCAUCAAUGAAGAUGACGAAAACAUACAGGAUGCAACCAAACCAUAUACUGUGCAUGGUUCUGUCCUAAUGAGUGUGCAUCGUUUAGAUACAGAAUUAACUAAGAUAUUGCAAAAUGCGGAUUGUCACAGCACUGACUACAUUGAAAAAUUGAAAGGUGAAAAAGACUUAUGCGCCCUCAUCAAUAAGUUAAUGGACUAUGUCAAUGCUCGACUGGAUAAAAAUGUAUUUUUAGAAGAGGAAAUUUGUAAAUUGUAUAUGCUUCGCAUUGAACAUCUCUACUACAAAUACGAAAUUGAAGAUUCAAUAGAACAUGGGCAGGAGUCAUCACUAGCGAUAAUGGAACGGCUUUGUAAAGAGGUGUACGCGCGUGAUGAUACAAAGCGUCUACGACAGCGUGCAAUGCUUUGUCAAAUUUAUCAUUUAGCAUUACAUGACAAGUGGCAUCAAGCACGAGAUUUGAUGCUCAUGUCACAUUUGCAAGCUAUUGUUGAUCAUUCGGAUGUUAGCACUCAGAUUUUGUAUAAUCGAACAAUAUGCCAACUUGGUUUAUGUGCUUUCCGACAUAGUUUUAUCAAAGAAGCUCAUCAAGGUCUAUCCGAAAUACAAAAUACACAACGAGCGAAAGAACUGCUAGCACAGGGCAUUGCUAUGAGGCAGCAAGAAAGAACGGCUGAACAGGAGAAAUUGGAACGUGCAAGGCAAAUUCCUUAUCACAUGCACAUUAACGUUGAACUCAUGGAAUGCGUCUAUUUGAUAUGCUCAAUGCUACUGGAAAUACCGCAUAUGGCUUCACAGGAAUAUGAGUUGAGGCGCCGCCUCUUGUCACGAUCGUUUCAUUAUCAGCUGAAGCAGUCGGAGAAAAGUUCCCUCAUUGGUCCACCUGAGAAUACGCGUGAACAUGUGGUAGCUGCAUCAAGGGCUAUGUUAAGUGGCGAUUGGAAAAAAUGUCGCGAUUUCAUUGUAAACGACAAAAUGGAUGCAAAGGUAUGGAACCUCUUCCGUAACUCGGAGAAAGUAAAGGAAAUGGUAAUUCGUCGCAUUCAGGAAGAAUCCUUACGCACUUAUUUGUUAAUGUACUCAACGGUUUAUACCACUGUUUCAUUGGAUACACUUUCUCAGCUGUUUGAACUUGAUAAAAGUACCGUACAUUCAGUGAUCAGCAAAAUGAUCAUUUCGGAAGAGUUGAGUGCAAGUUUGGACGAGCCUACAGAUUGCCUUAUCAUGCAUCGUGUCGAACCAAGUCGAUUGCAACUCCUGGCCUUGCAUCUGACGGACAAACUUACUCAGCUUGCUGAUAGUAAUGAACAAAUCCUUGAACCUCGAGCUGGGCGUAGCUAUACAGGUCCAGGCGCAUGGUACAAUCUGCGCCAAGAACGAAUUACUACAGAACAACAGCAACGGCCUAACCGCAUGGCCUAUCAGGAGUCUUCAAAUAAAAACCGUUGGAACGCAAAUCUUCAAAAUCGACGUCGGAUGGAGCAGCGCGUACGUUAUUAG
Cercopithifilaria johnstoni is the source of this 2697-nucleotide messenger RNA. The record is from the annotation of a GenBank genome assembly. Lineage: Eukaryota; Metazoa; Nematoda; Chromadorea; Rhabditida; Onchocercidae.